Molecule: messenger RNA, 2676 nt
Organism: Phlebotomus argentipes
Lineage: Eukaryota; Metazoa; Arthropoda; Insecta; Diptera; Psychodidae
Gene: fz
Product: frizzled
Exons: 4
Coding region: 133-1878 (581 amino acids)
Biological process (GO): non-canonical Wnt signaling pathway; canonical Wnt signaling pathway
Cellular component (GO): plasma membrane
Molecular function (GO): Wnt receptor activity; Wnt-protein binding
Source: RefSeq, a predicted model, not a curated record
GGGCCCAUAAUGACUGUGUAGUGACCCGAGUGGAUACAGUGCGAGUCCUGAACCCGAGAGCGUGCCUGUGGAGUCCCUUUGUUGAUUCCACGCCAGUGCUUGAGUGUGGGUGCUUGUGGUUGUGUGUGCGUGAUGGAUAAGAUGAAGAAGUUGCUGGUGAUGUGCUUGGUGGUGUGGUGGAGUCUCCUCACGGGCCGCCUGUGUGACUCCCUGCACCGCCACGAGUCCACGGAGCUCCUGGACGACCUGUCGAUCCCCCAUCACAACCGCUGCGAGCCCAUCACGGUGUCCAUGUGCACAGACAUGCAGUACAACACCACCAUCAUGCCCAAUCUCAUCGGGCACACGAAGCAGGAGGAGGCGGGCAUGGAGCUGGUGCAGUUCAUGCCCCUGAUCAAGGUCAACUGCAGCCCGGACAUCCACUUCUUCCUCUGCACCCUCUACGUGCCCAUCUGCACAGUCCUGGACAGACCCAUCCCGCCGUGCCGCAAUCUGUGCGAGAGCGCGCGCCUCUGCGAGGAGAUCAUGCAGCGCUUCAACUUCCACUGGCCCGAGAACCUGGAGUGCUCGAAGUUCCCCGAGGCGGGCGGCGAGGAGAUUUGCGUGGCGGAGAACACAACGGCCACGGCGGCCACGCCGACCGCCGGCCCACCGCCAACCGGCGGCAAGUCGCGCCGCAUAAAUGUGCACAAGGGCGCCAAUGAGCACACUGGCGUCGGUUCGUACAGGAACAUAGGAUUCGUCUGUCCAGUGCAGCUGAAGACGCCUCCGGGGCUCGGCUAUGAGCUCAAUGUGGGCGGAAAGGUGACCAAGGACUGCGGGGCGCCCUGCCACUUGAUGUUCUUCGCCGAGAGCGAGAGAACAGUGCUGCGAUACUGGGUGGCAUCCUGGGCGGCCGUGUGCUGCGCCAGCUGCCUCUUCACCGUGCUCACCUUCCUCAUUGACCCGUCGCGCUUCCGCUACCCUGAGCGUCCCAUCGUCUUCCUGGCCGUGUGCUACCUGAUCGUGGGCUGCGCCUACGUGGCGGGACUGGGUGCUGGCGACUCUGUCGCGUGUCGCGAACCAUUUCCUCCACCCGUCAAGAUCGGACGCCUCCAGAUGCUCUCGACCAUUACGCAGGGUCAUCAGCAGUCCAAUGCCUGCAUCGUCCUGUUCAUGGCGCUCUACUUCUGCAGCAUGGCGGCCUUUGCUUGGUGGGCCUGUCUGGCGCUCGCCUGGUUCCUCGCCGCCGGCCUGAAGUGGGGCCACGAGGCCAUCGAGAGUCGCGCUCAUCUCUUCCACGCCGUCUCCUGGGCGAUUCCCUUCAUCCAGACUGUGAGCGUGCUGGCACUGGGAAAAGUCGAAGGUGACGUUCUGUCUGGCGUGUGCUUCGUGGGUCAACUGGACACUCACUCUCUGGGCAUCUUCCUGCUCCUGCCGCUGUGCAUCUAUCUGGCCGUUGGCGCACUGUUCCUGCUGGCCGGCUUCGUCUCCCUCUUCCGAAUACGCACCGUGAUGAAGCACGACGGCAAUCGCACGGACAAACUGGAGCGUCUCAUGAUGCGCAUCGGCUUCUUCAGCGGCCUCUUCAUUCUGCCAUCCAUUGGCUUCCUGGCGUGCCUCUUCUAUGAGUACUACAGCUUCGACGAGUGGAUGAUCCACUGGAAUCGGAACAUGUGCACCAAGUUCAGCACCCCUUGUCCACUUCCGCGGCCGCAUCGCGACGACCAGAAGCCCAUCUUUCAGAUCUACAUGGUGAAGUACGUGUGCAGCAUGCUCGUGGGCGUCACGAGCAGCGUGUGGCUGUGGUCAGGGAAGACUGUGGUGAGCUGGCGCCUCUUCAUUGAGCGUCUGCAGGGCAAAGAUUCGGCCCGCAGUCGAGCCACGGCGUACGUGUGAAUCACCCAAAGACUCUCAAUUCUUCUCCCACACAUCACACGUAGAGUUCUCUGGGAGCAAUCGCUGAGGAUUCUCCCAGAGUUUAGACUGUAAGUCAUUAGUAGACCCCGUUUAAUUGAUGAUGGCGUUGUAGCCAUCAUUCUUUAGAGAUUUAAAGAAAAUGACACUCUUUGGCAAGAAACCUGCAAUCUAAAGCUGUUUCAAAGACUGAAUUCAGCUCACUGCAUCUCAUAUUUGUUGAAAUACUCAUUGUCAUACUUUGCAAUCUAAAUAUACUUUAGGAAUUAUAUAUAGUGGAAAAUAUCGAGCUUUAUGUAAUGAAAAAAAAGAAGAAAUGUGAAAUUAAGAAAGCCUCAGUAGAGUUUCCCUGGCGAGAAUUUGUUGUGCUUCUCGUGGUGCAUUUUAAUAGAUGAAGACUAAGAAGAAAUAUGAAUGGAAAUGUAGACUUAGAAAUUGUAUAUAUUAUGAAUAUCGUUAAUCAACCACCAAAACCUGUAAAUAUCCUUUCAUUCAAUUGUAAAAUAUACAUAAAAUCUUCUGAAAUGUGUAGCUUUCAAGUAGAAUACACAAGAGAGAGAGAGAGAGGGAAAGAGAGAAAGAGAAGAUGAAUAGAAGUGUAAGUUAGUGCUAUCUUUUUAGAUAAGUUUGUAAAGAAUGACUGCCAAAAACUGUCUCACAAUUUAGAUUAAUGGAGAAAUGUGUAAAGUUUAGCGCAUAACUCUAGACAAAAUGUAAUAUCUAACAUGUCUUUUGUAGUUGAUUUGUGUACAGUUGAACAAAUAUACGUCGCGCAAUAUA